Molecule: messenger RNA, 486 nt
Organism: Fonticula alba
Lineage: Eukaryota; Rotosphaerida; Fonticulaceae
Exons: 1
Coding region: 1-486 (161 amino acids)
Source: RefSeq, a predicted model, not a curated record
AUGGGAGGCGCGCUCGAGGCCAUCGCGCGUGCCCUGGCGACGCUCGAUGCCAUGUCCGUGUCCCCCUCUACCCCGGCCCCCGGGUCCGUGGAGCUCGGCUGCCCCGAUGGCCUCGAGGUAUUGCCCGGCGCCAGGGCACGGGCGGCACGGUCGUCGGCCCGGGGCCGAGACGAUGCCCGGCCAGGCGCCGGCGCCGGCACCCCCCGAGAGCGCGCCCUCGCGGGCUUCGGCACCGGGGGCGCCGGAACUGCACUCGACCCGAUGCGAGCAGACCAACGGCAAACCCCCUCCCUCGCUGGUCCGGGUGCCGGGGCCGGAGGGCUGCAGCCCGGCCGCCAGCCCCUCGCGGCCUGGGCCUCGACCGUGGACGCAAGACGGCGAGGCUCCCCGGCUGCGCCCGGGGCCCGCAUGGCCAGCAGCAGGUCAUGGUUAACACUGGGGCCCGGUCUCGAGGAAAAUAUCUCCGCCGCCGGGCCCGGCCGAUGA